Messenger RNA from Loxodonta africana (African savanna elephant), 9488 nucleotides. It is a transcript of the gene BTRC, whose product is annotated as beta-transducin repeat containing E3 ubiquitin protein ligase. The record is from RefSeq and is a predicted model, not a curated record. Lineage: Eukaryota; Metazoa; Chordata; Mammalia; Proboscidea; Elephantidae. Gene Ontology annotation, molecular function: protein dimerization activity. The transcript has 16 exons. The coding region runs from base 4254 to 5774 and encodes 506 amino acids.
GGACUUUUGCGGGUCAUGGAAGACCAGAUGAGUAGCUUAUCUUGAGGGACGCAAGUAAUAGACCAAAUAUAGAGCAGCUAUUUCAGGAAUCAUGUAGGUCAUUUAAUUAUCCAUUAUGAUUGAGUGGCUAAUGCUCUUUUGGCAAUUACAUGACCUCUGUUAUUCUUGAAACCUUUCCAGGCCCUCAUGGGUCGAAUGACCCACCAGUCAGUGCUCGCAGACUUCAUUCCACUCAGAAGGAAAGAUGUUGGGAACCACUGGCAUUUAGAAAUGGCUAUGCUUUCUCUACCAGCCACUACCCAGAAUGUCCUUUGUACAGCAGUCAAUGAUAGGCACCUGGUUUUGAAGUCCACUGUUUCUUCCUUGUCUGAAGGAUGAAAAGGGGUAUGUUGGUUUCGACAAGAAGAAUUGUGGCAAAACAAACUUCAAUACCAAAGGUGGCUAUUAUGGUAUUCACAGGUUUAGGAGCAUAUAUAUGGUAUUAAAAUUAAUGUUUGAUAACUGUCAAAUCAAUCAUCUGUUACUAAACUCUGAAGUUAGUGAGGUGACUUUUUCAUUUUAUAACAACAAUAAUUCUAUUGAUAAGGGCUAAUAUAUUUUAGAAGAUCAUUGAUUAAAAUUAACCCAAUUUAAAUUUCACCACUAAAGUGAUUAAUUAAAAUUGAAGGCCACUUUAAAAUUGAGAUGCUGAUCAAAUAUAGAAUAAUUCUGAAACAUUUGGAUUAUUAUUUCUAAAUUUUUUUUAAUCUACAAAGGAUGAUUAGUAUUUCCAAAGAAAACUCUCUGCUCCUGCUAAAUGAUAGCAAACACUUGAUUUUUAUAAUUGUGGUAAUUUAUGGGGUAAUUUUGACAAAAGAAAAUAACGUAGGUUUCUUGUGACUCUUCAAAUUUGAGGACAUUCGUGGUGUGGAAAGUCAUGCCAACAUAAUCAAAUUAGUUUUAGGAUUUGUCAGACGUGUACAAACAAAAUCCUGUGUGGUUAGCAAAAUGGCAGAGUGGAGGUAUACAGCCAUUCUUUAGCAUUCCAAUAAUUAAAGACUAGGCUUAAGAGGAAUAAUUUUGUUAGAAUAACACAACACACAUACAGGUAUUUACACACAUUGUUUAAGCAGAAACCACUUGCAUUGGCAUAGAAAGAAGCAAUUCCUUCUAUUGGAAGAAAAGUCUUUUUAAAUCUGUUACUUACACAACAGAAAGCAUUAUUGGGGGAGGAGGAGGAGGAAACAGCCUACAAUGUUGUUUUUCCCUCGGGCAGUGAAAUUAGUCGUCUUCCCAGAUAAAUUUAUUAAGAUAUUCCUGGUAGAACUCCCAGGUUAAUCCGUUUGGGUUUUUAUUUUGUUGCUUGGUAAUAUUAAUAAAUGAAAAAUUGAACACAUGAAUUGGUGUUUAUAACCUUUGACCUUUCAGAAAUAGGCUUCUCACUUAAAUUUUAAAUCCUUUAGACAGAGACUACCUUGGUGUCUGGCUACUUAGGGACCUACGAGAAUGCAGUCAAUUUAAGUUAUAUUAGCUAUUUUCUAUUUAAAAACAUAUUUUCCCUCAUUUUAAUUUUCUGAUCUCUAGUUGUAAUGGAGGAACAGAAAAUGAGAACACAUUUAUAGUAAAAGCAAAAGUUACAGAUUAAACCUCAAGGAUCCUGAAUAAGGAAUAAGUUAGUAUACUUGGCAUUUUAAGAGGAACAGCAAGGGAUAAACCAAAAUGUGAUGUGAUUUCUUAUGGACAUACUGGUGUUCUCUAAGACAUCCCCUCCAAGACCUAUGUUGGGCCAUGUUUUUCAGCCUUGGAAACCAUAAAUCUAUAGAAAUCAGUGAGAGGGGAUGGUAUUUGUAAUUUUUAAAGACCUGAAAAGUCAUUAAGAUUGUAUAAUUAGUGAGAAAGUCCUCAGAAUAAUAAGAAAGCAAAAGAGAGUGAUUACGUUAGGGCUAGUUCAUAAUAGAAAUAUAGACCCAAACAUAAAUCUUAACCAAGCCCAAUCUGGUUUCAGAAAUUUACUUACUUAGUUGGGGUGAUUUUACUUUCAUUGCAAAAUGGGUAUAUAUUACGGUGUAUCAACUUUAAAGGAAUCUUAAGUUUCUUUCAAGGUAUUGGUCAAUUAAGUGGGAACUCCAAAUCAGGGAAGAUACCUAAGGUGAUGAAAGUCAUUUAGCAGAAAAAAAUCAGAAACAAGGAUGCCAGAAGUAACAAUUCUGCAGAGAGGAAAAGGAUUUUGGCUUAUGCCCUAGGAGUUCUAUGUAGUUCUCAACCCUAUUUUGAGAAAUCAGAAAGAUCUACAUAAUGCAGAUGUCUUUGAAACAAAAAUAACCAGAUGUCCUUAUUAGUAGAAGCAAAUGUUUGCCUCUUAAUUCAUACAAAACGAUAUGCAGUGGAUCUUGGAUGAAAUAUUGUGUAAAUACGGCAGCAGAGAAAAUUGUGGCAUGAAAAGAAUAAAUGAUGGGGUAAAAUCUUGGAGAGUAAAAAAAAAUUCUUUAUUAUUCAUGUGGAUUUAAAAGUAAGAGAGGUAAUUAAGCUAAGUAUAUUUUUGUUCACAUGAUAGGUGAGCUUGGCUCUUUAUUAUGUAUGUCCUUCUAUCCCAAAUCCCCCUAGUGAAUUUUUACUCAUUUUACCAUGUUUAUUUAGCUACUUUAUGCAUUGUCAUUGUAUUUUAAGUAGUGUAACAUAUUAUGAAACUCACUUUUUUUUUUUUUUCUGGCCUAAUGGUAGUCUUAGUUUUGUGAAGAAAAACAAACAACCUGCGGUAGUAUAUAAAAGCCCCUUUUGUAAGCCUAUAGGAUCACUAUGAGUUGGGAUCAACUCAACAGCAAUGGGUUUUUUUGGUUUGCAACCCUGUUGGGAGUUUUAAAAUAUUAAGCCACAUUGUUAUAAAUAGGUAUGCGGUUUGGUGACUGCAUUGGGAUGGUAAAGAGAAUAAAAUGUAAUAGAUCUACUUGAAAGGGUAAGAUAUAAAGUUUUUUUUUUUUUUUAAUCAAGCUUUUUAGAGCCAAAAAACCUUUAGAGUGUAAAUGGACUGUUACUUCUGAUGUGGAGCAUAUUAACAUAAUUACAAACUGUUUUAUAUACUCAUAGUCAUUGUUAAGUUGAUGUUCAAACCUUUGAUUAAGAAGUCACAAAGCUGAAUGUGUUCAGACAGCUGUGUAAUAAUAUCUUUGCUAUUCACAAAACAGAGAUAACUGUUUUAACUUUCUUCUGUCCCCGUAUUUAUUGCUAUAGAUUUGUCCUUCUCCUAUAGCUAUACUUUUAAUGGUGAAAUAUUAAAAUGCAGUAUUGUGUUAUAUUCUAUAACUUGAAAGUUAACAAAAGCAAGGCUGCUCAUUUAUGCCAUUGCCUUGUCACUCCCUGGUGCAGCUCCUCUUAUCGGAGUAUCUCAGAGCUUAGUUGAGCUUGUUUAUCUUAAAAGAGCAGGAGGCAGGCUUUUAGGGAGUAAGCUACAUGUUCCAGCAUAACAGGCACCAAUGCUGUUUGACUGGAAAAACAUUUGAUCUCUUACAUUAACAGCCCAUGUCACUGUAAUAGGGACUACAGCUGGGCUGUUGUUCAGUUUUCUAUUAUUUUAGCUUUGAAAUAGCUGUUAGUGCUGCUCCAAAAUCUCCGUGUGUAAAAUUGUAUAUUGGCUGUCCCCCCAGGACUCGUAAGUAAACAAGGUGAUAUGUGUGACCAGAGGGAGCAUAUUUUGUUAGCUUUGUUUUUAAAUAAGAACCUUCCCUAUCUAAAAAUGCUUUUUGUCUAAUCCCUAAUACUGUGCUGCAUGUCUUUGCUUGUAUAAAAUUGCAGACCUAGCAAUAUCUUAAAGCAUAUUUUUGUUUGUUAUUAAUGUGUGCUCAGUAACUAUUCAUUAUGAACUUUUGUAUUUUUUCUCUAAUAAUGAAACAUUUGAUUUUUUCAUGAAGCUUAACUUCAAAGAUCCUGCACAGUUCCCCUAAGUAUAGCAGUUUGUACGACAUGAAAAUGGGCAAGCAAGGAUUUAAGGGCCAUCUAAGAUGCAACAGUUGGUCUCAACCCACAUGGAGCAAAGGAGAAUGAAGAAUGCCAAAGACACAAGAAAUAUCACCCCCCAGGUUACUUCUGGAAACAUAUCCAAAAUACAUCCCUGAGAUCUAAUGUCAUGAGAUUUAUUGAAUUCCUCUGAGAGAGAAGACUGUAAUAAUGGCGAACCCCCUAGGAAGAUAAUACCAGAGAAGAAUUCACUUAGACAGACUUACAACAGCUGCACCAGACUCUGCUUAAACCAAGAAACAGUAUGUCUAGCAAGUACUGCUAUGAAGACUGAAAAUUGUGUGGCCAAAACAAAACUUGCCAAUGGCACUUCCAGUAUGAUUGUGCCCAAGCAACGGAAACUCUCAGCAAGCUAUGAGAAGGAAAAGGAACUGUGUGUCAAAUAUUUUGAACAGUGGUCAGAGUCCGAUCAAGUAGAAUUUGUGGAACAUCUUAUAUCCCAAAUGUGUCAUUACCAACAUGGGCAUAUAAACUCGUAUCUUAAACCUAUGUUGCAGAGGGAUUUCAUAACUGCUCUGCCAGCUCGAGGUUUGGAUCACAUUGCUGAGAACAUUCUGUCAUACCUGGAUGCCAAAUCGCUAUGUGCUGCUGAACUUGUGUGCAAGGAAUGGUACCGAGUGACAUCUGAUGGCAUGUUAUGGAAGAAGCUCAUUGAGAGAAUGGUCAGGACGGAUUCUCUUUGGAGAGGCCUGGCAGAACGAAGAGGGUGGGGACAGUAUUUAUUCAAAAACAAACCUCCUGAUGGGACUGUGCCUCCCAACUCUUUUUAUAGAGCACUUUAUCCUAAAAUUAUACAAGACAUCGAGACAAUAGAAUCUAAUUGGAGAUGUGGAAGACAUAGUUUACAGAGAAUCCAUUGCCGAAGUGAAACAAGCAAAGGAGUUUACUGUUUACAGUAUGAUGAUCAGAAGAUUGUAAGUGGCCUUCGAGACAACACAAUCAAGAUCUGGGAUAAAAGCACAUUGGAAUGCAAGCGAAUUCUCACAGGCCACACAGGUUCUGUCCUGUGCCUCCAGUAUGACGAGAGGGUGAUCAUAACCGGAUCAUCGGAUUCCACGGUCAGAGUGUGGGAUGUAAAUACAGGUGAAAUGCUAAACACAUUGAUCCACCAUUGUGAAGCAGUUCUGCACUUGCGUUUUAAUAAUGGCAUGAUGGUGACCUGCUCCAAAGACCGUUCCAUUGCCGUAUGGGACAUGGCCUCCCCAACUGACAUUACUCUCCGGAGGGUGCUGGUUGGACAUCGAGCUGCUGUCAAUGUUGUAGACUUUGAUGAUAAGUACAUCGUUUCUGCAUCUGGGGAUAGGACUAUAAAAGUAUGGAACACAAGUACUUGUGAAUUUGUAAGGACCUUAAAUGGACACAAACGAGGCAUUGCCUGUUUGCAGUACAGAGACAGGCUGGUCGUGAGUGGCUCGUCUGACAAUACCAUCAGAUUGUGGGACAUAGAAUGUGGAGCAUGUUUACGAGUCUUAGAAGGCCAUGAAGAAUUGGUGCGCUGUAUUCGAUUUGAUAACAAGAGGAUAGUCAGUGGGGCCUAUGAUGGAAAAAUAAAAGUGUGGGACCUUGUGGCUGCUUUGGACCCUCGUGCUCCUGCAGGGACCCUGUGUCUACGGACCCUUGUGGAGCAUUCUGGAAGAGUUUUCCGACUCCAGUUUGAUGAAUUUCAGAUUGUCAGUAGCUCCCAUGAUGACACAAUCCUCAUCUGGGACUUCCUAAAUGAUCCAGCUGCCCAAGCUGAACCCCCCCGCUCCCCUUCUCGAACAUACACCUAUAUUUCCAGAUAAAUAAUCAUACACUGACCUCAUACUUGCCCAGGACUCGUUAAAGUUGCGGUAUUUAAUGUAUCUGCCAAUGCCAGGAUGAGCAACAACAGUAACAAUCAAACUACUACCCAGUUUCCCCGGACUAGCCGAGGAGCGGAGCUUUGAGACUCCUGUUGGGACGCAGUUGGUCUGCAGUCGGCCCAGGACGGUCUACUCAGCACAGCUGACUGCAUCAGUGCUGCUAUCAGAAGAUGUCUUUAUCUUUCGUGGAUGAUUGGAACUUUUAAACCUCACUUCCCCCUCCUCUCUUCCCCUCUGCACCGUUUUUCCCCAUUUGGUUCCAGACAAAGAUGACCUAUAAAUAUAUUUAGUGUUUUGCCAGAAUCUCUCUUGCUUUGCCAUUAAGCAGAAGAACUAGUUACCCUGUAUAGCCUACUGGGAGAGACCCACUUCUGGGAAACAGGGGAUGUGACUUCAAGCCAGACAGUACCCAGUGUCUCCCUGUGAACUGCAGUAGUGUCCAGCACCUGGCAAGAUCAACCCAACCCAGUCCCACCAUGCUUAGGAGGAGACAGCGCUCUUUCUGUCUAGGCUCUGGGGCAAGAGGGGGAGAGGAAACCAAAACGUGCACACUGGAGGAUCUGGGCCUCUUUCCUUCCUCUUCCUUCUCGGUGUCUGCCCUUCUUUUCCCUCCCUUCUGCAGCCUGCUUCUCUGCUCCACUCAAAGUAUGUGAAGAGAAUAUCCUCAAUUAGCAUGAGGCAGAUAAGCCAGAACAUGCAACACUUGGAAGAGUUAAAUGCAGUUCAGUCAAAAUUUCAAAUCCAGUCUUUUGCUGCAAGUGGCCUUAUAUGGCAACAAUGGAUCCUUGGACAUGGUAUUCUCAUCAUAUUUGUACUUCUCUCUUCUCCCCCCACCCCUACCAAAAGAAAAGGGGCAGAAAUUUCCUGGGCUCCAUCAAUUGCUGCAUCUUUCCUGGACUCAGCAGUCUCCUCGAUUCCAUGUAGGGUGUGGAAAGGAGUUGCUGAUUGCAUUUCCGCUCAUUAAGGAUUAGAUGUGUAAUAAAAAGCAUUGUACUUCAUCUUAAAUCACAGCCAAGGCUCAGCCUACAGAAAGGUUUGAAAUGGCCAGGGCUGAUCCCUCCGUGCAUUUUGCAUAAUGGUUCACGUCUGUGAUUUCCUUAUCAGGGCAUGUGAGCAUCCAAGCGCCCGCAUAAGACCACACUUAAGAGAUGGUCAGGAGUAAAAGCUGAUUUUUUUUUUUUUUUCACUUAUACAAGUAAAUAGCAUCUCUCAAAAAAUCAAUCUAACCAUCUCAACUUUGCUCUGCAGAAUGUUCUGCUUUUCCCAGACCCAGUAUUUAUAAAAGGGCAAAGCUGCCAGAGAGAGGAUCAGGGUGAAGUUUGGCACACAGGGUUUAUCAAUGGGGCAGAAACUGCCUUCUCUUUCCUUUUCUUCCUCCUCCUGGCCUUAUUUUGCUUUCCACUCUCCCCAGCCAAAACUGUUUCUCCGCAGUUGAUAAACAACCUCAACAAGUGGACCUCAGUAAUGGCCAGGCUGACAUGGCCACUUGCAAGGCAGCUGUAUGGGCUUCCAAGCCAAUGGGCUUCAGGUACAAAGGCACAUUUGCCAUACCAACCUGGGAGCACAGGGUAAUCUAUUAGCAUGUGCCCAGCUUGUUCCCGGAGGCAUGAGUGGGCCUGCAGGAGCAAUCUUACAUGGCAUGGGCACACCCAUCAAAGGCCCCAAGGCCACAGUGCAGUCUCAAGUUUCCCUUGGAAGCAGAGCAUUCAGGCCCAUUGUUUCCAUUCCUAAUCACAGCAGUUGUGUAAAAGACAGAGACUUUUUAUCAGUGGCUGUAAAGACAGCAGAAUGGGAGAGAGUUGCAGGUGACCUCAAUGCCAGGCCACCUUUAGUUCCCCAGAUGGAGAGGGGAGAAGAAAGCAUCUUCACUCUUCCCUCUGAUUUGCAAGAAGGUACCCUCUUUUCCAGACUGAAUAUUAUUAAUACGUAUAGAGGGACAGGUUAUGCAUAUGCACUUUUCCUUUCCUGGCUUAUCAGUACUUUUGAGCUUUGAGUUCCAAAUUAUAUUCAUCAAAUAUUUCCCAGUGUAAUGACUUGCCUUUGCUUGGAAAAUAAUUUGUGAGUAUAAUUGCCUUCCCAAUUACCCAAAUGCUGUGGAGAAAUGCUUUCUAUUUAGCCACUAUCAGGAUUCUUGUCUGUUCUUUUGACUGUUAAUGGCUUUUUGAUUCAUUAAGAAUUUUGCUACAGAUGAUGGCAGGAGGCUGUCAGUCCUGAGACACACACAGGUCAAACAUGAAAGAGGCAUGGAUUUUUACCUGUUUGAAAAUGUCCAAUAGCCAUAACUUGACUAACCCUUCUGUUAUAUGCUGCUAUUCAAAAGUGGGAGCUAUUGAAUUUUCAUUGGUGCCCAGGGUAUGGCUGUCCCAUUGAGGUUCAGUGGAGGGUGUAUUGUUUCUAAGACGGUUUUGAAGCUUGUCCAGUGCACCAUAAAUGAGAUCGAGGGUGGGCCCUGCAGGUCUGGAGCCAUCAGCUCAGCUGGGGAUAUUCUACAAGUUGUCCCCUCUGCUGUUGAUGGAAAUGGGAAUGAAGUUAAGUGGUCUGAAAAACUUGAAUCGUUCACAUUUCUCAGCUCUGGGGGUCAUUUACCAGUUCAUUGUAGAAGAAAUAAUCAGGUAAGUAGAAGUUCAUUUCCAGAGAAGGUAAACCCUACUUACCAUCUCUGCAUGAUUUCGGUGGAAAUUGAUUAUCACCAAUCCCCAGCUGGGCCGGAAUAAAUGUAAAGUUUGACCUUUUUAAAAAGAAAAGAGAAACAAAAAGACUCAACACACUUAAAGGAAUGGUAGAAAAGGAGCUGAAGGUGUCCCUUGGCUCUGAAAUGUAAAGUCUCCGUUGUAGAUUAGUCCCUCUCACUGAAGUUUGCUUUCCAUCGUGAGGCCAGACAAACCUUUCGUGCAGAUGGGAUGAAACCCUUCAAAGGCUGGUGAGGUGCACGUGCAUGCACCUGUCCCUGUCAUGGGCACGUAUGACCCCUCGGUUCACACUGGAGCUGCUCAGAGAGAAAUAGCAUGCCUUGCUACACGUGUAUAUUUUUACUGCUAAGAACAUUCUUAUACCUUCUUAGAUGCAAUUUGAAAGUGGACAUUAACUGUGAACGGGGGCCUUCUGUACUUGUUCGUUGGCAAAAUUCUUUCUGGUGACUCCUAACUUCAGAGACAGGGGCUCUCUUUGGAACCCUAUUGACAAGUAAUAAAGUCAGGCUAUCGUAACUCUAACUUGUUUUUAAACUGAAAAAGACCUUGAAACCCUGAAAUCAUUCUGUUUUUUGCUUGAGUAAGAAAAAUUCUUUUUAUUUUCCUUUUGUACAAUCAAAAGCUGAAGAAAACAUGCACUCUCUUCCCUUGCUGUCUCCUAGUACCCACUGGUCUAAACAGCUGUGGUUGGGCUACUCCCUUAUUUAGCACUUGGUUGUGUACAGAAACAAAGGGCUUGGGAUGAAGGGGUGGUGGGGAAUAUUGGAAAUAAUUAGGAUGAUUUUUUUUUUUUUUUUCCUAGAAUUGGAUUAGACACUUUGGUGUUGUUGGCCUUCUUAGUGUCUUCAUUUGCCUUAGAUGGUAAUACCUUCCUGCCUAAAGUGGGAACAAUUCAAACAUGAAUAGUGCAGGCCUGAGGGGCUAGGCAGCAAGCUUGAUUUUGAGGAAUCCAAGGUCCUUAUAG